Molecule: messenger RNA, 1712 nt
Organism: Piliocolobus tephrosceles (Ugandan red Colobus)
Lineage: Eukaryota; Metazoa; Chordata; Mammalia; Primates; Cercopithecidae
Gene: NSMCE3
Product: NSE3 component of SMC5/6 complex
Exons: 1
Coding region: 145-1059 (304 amino acids)
Biological process (GO): negative regulation of transcription by RNA polymerase II
Cellular component (GO): nucleus
Source: RefSeq, a predicted model, not a curated record
CAUGACGCAGCACGCAGGCUCAGCGACACUGCGCGCCCCUUCUGGGGCCCCGCCCAGUCAGCGGCCUUAGCGGGUCGCUAACCCACAAUCCCUGCGGGGGCUGCUUGCUUGCCGGAGCGUGCACCGGUACCCGUCGCCGGUGACAUGUUGCAAAAACCGAGGAACCGGGGUCGCUCUAGCGGCCAGGCCGAGCGGGACAGCGACUGGAGCCGUGGCGGAAACUUCGGGGCCUCGCGGGCUGGCGAAGACGCCCGGGCCCCUAGAGACGGCUUCGCGGAGGAGGCCCCGAGCACUUCCCGGGGGCCGGGCGGCUCGCAGGGGUCGCAGGGCCCCUCGCCUCGGGGCGCCCGCCGGGCCCAGGCCUCCCCCGCCGUGGGGCCCAGAACCCAAAAGCAGCAGGAGCUGAAAGUGUCCGAGCUGGUGCAGUUCUUGCUGAUUAAGGACCAGAAGAAGAUUCCGAUCAAGCGGGCCGACAUACUGAAGCACGUCCUCGGGGACUACAGGGACAUCUUCCCCGACCUCCUCAAACGGGCCGCCGAGCGCCUCCAGUACGUCUUCGGGUAUAAGCUGGUGGAACUGGAACCCAAGAGCAACACUUACAUCCUCAUCAACACCCUGGAGCCGGUGGAGGAGGAUGCCGAGGUGAGGGGUGACCAAGGCACGCCCACGACGGGCCUCCUGAUGAUCGUCCUAGGGCUCAUCUUUAUGAAGGGCAACACCAUCAAGGAGACUGAAGUCUGGGACUUUCUGCGGCGCUUAGGGGUCUACCCCACCAAGAAGCAUUUCAUUUUCGGAGAUCCAAAGAAACUCAUUACCGAGGACUUUGUGCGACAACGUUACCUGGAAUACCGGCGGAUACCCCACACCGACCCCGUGGACUACGAAUUCCAGUGGGGCCCGCGAACCAACCUGGAAACCAGCAAGAUGAAAGUUCUUAAGUUUGUGGCCAAAGUCCAUAAUCAAGACCCCAAGGACUGGCCAGCGCAGUACUGUGAGGCGUUGGCAGAUGAGGAGAACAGGGCCAGACCUCAGCCGAGUGGCUCAGCCCCAUCCUCGUGAAAUCUGAGGUGGAUUCAAAAGGACCCCUGGGACAAGGGUCUGAGACCCAAAGGCACAGUGCAGAGGAGCGGGGGAAGGGAGAACGAACCCAGGAAGCAUAUUUCUGUAGCGCUUCAAUGUGUGUAGCUUUAGGAUGUGUUUGCAAAGUUUUGUUCUUUUAAUGUUGUGUUAUUUGGUUCCAGAUUUUCAUCUAUGAACAAAGGAGGAUUUGUUUUGCUUUGAUUUUACUUUUUUUGGUAUAAAAAUUUUUCCUAACUUAGUAAAACGAAUUGGAAAACUUGACUAUGAUCUGAAACAGAUAAUGCGAGAAGGAACACAUAAGUAAGUUGCUUUGGUGCCAAGAAAAUAAAAAAGUAGCUAUUACCGGGUCUCUUAAGCACCCCAGUUUGUAAGGAAAAAUGAAAGUCUUUAUAAAAUUAAAAAUAAAAACGUAAUUGCCUAUAUCCUUAUUACCUUAACCUACUUUAUUUUUUCUAUAUUUCCUACGUAUGUAAGUAUUAUUCAUGGUUCCAAUGAACGUGAUGUAUUUUCUCCAUAUAGCAAUUGUUUAUAUUCAUAAUUACUCAGCUCUGUUGCUAAACAUGCAGUUCCACUUAGUUUUUUUCUACUUGCUACUCUAGUUACUACAAUAAAUACUGUAUUUUUGAAGCACU